GCCUCCCCUCCCGCCCGGGCGUCGCCGAGCCGAGUCGUCGGGCGGGCACCGGCACCAUGAGCGCCGAGUGCAGCAGUUACCUCAACGCCGACAAGGUGCUGGUGAGCGGGUUCAGCUGCCCGCGGGCGGGCGGCGACGCCCGCGCCGUGUUCUGCUGCGGCUUCCAGGACGUCAAGUACUGCUGCGAUGACCCCCACAGCUUCUUCCCCUACGAGCACAGCUACAUGUGGUGGCUCAGUGUUGGAGCACUCGUGGGCCUGUCCAUAGCAGCAGUGGUCCUCUUCGCUUUUAUCAUCACUGUGUGUGUUCUCUGUUAUUUGUUUAUCAGCACCAAGCCACGCAGCAAACUGGAUACUGGUUUAAGCUUGCAGAUGGCAGACAGUGAAACCAGAGGGAGUUCAGUAUGUUAAAAAACAGAGGCUCUGGAUGGAUUCUACCAAUACUGUAAAGAAAAUAGAUACAGAGCUGCAUCCUUCACAAGGCCCCACCAGAACAAGCUGCUGACAAAGCCAAGAGGCUUCAAGAGAUUUCCUAAGCCGCAAGGAUGGACUGUGACUGAGAACCUGACUCACUCUUCCAGAGGUGUUUCCUGGCUAUUACAGCCACUGUGGAUAACCAGAGGCCAAUCUGAAGCUGUGCCUGCAUAUGUUUGUGUAUGGUUCUGUACUGAGAAAUAGUAUGUUUUGAUUUGCACAUUCCAGCUACUGCUGUCAGUCAUUGUCAUGCAAGUUGUUGUCUUUACCCUGUGCAAUCCCAGUGAGAUGACACAGUUGUCAAGCAGAGCAGAAUUUGGCACACCAUGUUGACCAAGCUUUAUUUGAAGCCUUCCCCUGUGUGCCAUCUUAAUGUGGUGUCUUCAUGUCAUGAACACGGUUGUCUUUAGUCCAGUGUGACUGUUGGGUGCACAGACCAAUGUGAAAGCAGUACCUCAAUAAAAUCUGGCACUUGUGUUGUAUUUUUAUUAA
Messenger RNA from Neopelma chrysocephalum (saffron-crested tyrant-manakin), 965 nucleotides. It is a transcript of the gene SHISAL2A, whose product is annotated as shisa like 2A. Bases 57 to 410 code for a protein of 117 amino acids. The record is from RefSeq and is a predicted model, not a curated record. NCBI's taxonomy places the organism in Eukaryota, Metazoa, Chordata, Aves, Passeriformes, Pipridae. The transcript has 4 exons.